Cylindrotheca closterium is the source of this 2340-nucleotide messenger RNA. NCBI's taxonomy places the organism in Eukaryota, Bacillariophyta, Bacillariophyceae, Bacillariales, Bacillariaceae. The record is from the annotation of a GenBank genome assembly.
AUGCUGCGGACCAAUAGCAUGUUCUUAUUAUUGGGACGGACAAUAAGGGCAGAAUUUUAUUGGCUGUUCCUGCUGGUUACUACCAGUUGGACUUGUCAGACGGCAAAUGCAAUCUUGCCCACGGCAGAAUUGGUGCUAUCGGUUCCUCAGUCGGAUGGUUCUACUUCCAGCAUUUCAUUCUUGACGUCUCAGGCCAACUUUGGAGGACACUUAUCAUCAUCAGACGCGGAAGACAAUGAUGAAUCAUCAUCGUCAUCUGAGCAUUCUUCGUAUUCGUUGAAAAUCACUGACUCGCUCUUGUGCAUGAAUGAGACGACUUCUUCUGAAUUUACGGAUUCCAUAGUGCUGGUUCCAAGAGGAGAAUGUACUUAUCAGCACAAGGCAUACAUGGCCGAACAAAUGGGAGCCAAAGGCAUUGUCAUUUACAAUACUUUGGCCAGUCGGUACAGCCUGAAUACUACGACUACUACUACUACAACUGCUACUGAUGAUGCUACUGCCACCACUACUGCUAAGGAUAUUCUCUUUCCUCAGCCAUUUUACGAUUAUGAUUGUCCCUUGGGGUCCGCAGAUAUUCCAACGAGCGAAAUACAAUUCACCAAUGAUUUCCAAUAUGAUGCAGCACACAAUGACCCGUUGCUCAGUGGAGAUACCGACACCAAUUUGUGCAAACUUCAUAGUGCCGACAAAUUGGCAAACUGUCCAUCGAAACGUUGUCUCUUGACCAAUUAUACUUCCAGCGAAGCUACAACAAAAGCUUGUUGUGCUUGGGAUUUGCAUCUAUGGCUGUAUGGAGACGAUUCCAAUUUGAAUGUGCAAAUUCCAGCGGUCUUUGUGACCAUGGAACAAGAAUCAACCAUUCAAGAAUUGCUCUCAAAGCAUGGCAACGAUACCUCCGCCAUAUUGAAGGCACGGUGGAAACCAACCUACAAUCCAUCCUCCUUUUUGGUAUGGCUCUUGGGUGUCGUAGUGGCAGCCGUUGCAGCGUAUCAGAGUGCCGGGGACUAUCGGAUUGGCAUUGCCAAAUUGCUCCGACGUCAGCAACUUCAACAGCAACAACCAUCUAAUGAUUCAGCAGCACAACAAGAGCAGGAGUCAUCGUCCGAACCAUUGGCCCGACGAAAUCCAAUGCAAGAAGAAACAGUCGAACUGGAACCCAUUCAUGCGAUUGGAUUCAUUCUCAUGGCGAGUACUAGUCUAUUCAUUCUGUUCUAUUUCAAGAUUUACAACUUUGUCAAGGUCUUUUAUGCGUUUGGAUGCAGCAAUGCCGUCGUUCAAGUGUUGGUUUACCCCAAUCUUGCUAGACUCUUUGCCAAACUGGGCAUGAAGGAACGAACCCUGUACAAUUCGGAAGAAUUCGGAAAGAUUUCCAAUUGGCACGUGGUCAGUGCUGUCUUGUCAUAUGCAUGGGGAAUGGGUUGGUUGUACAUGGCACUCUUUGUCCGUCGACCAGAUGGGUAUUUCUUCUACUGGCUUACCCAAGAUGUAUUUGGUGCUUGCAUGUGCAUUGUCUUUCUUUCCAUUAUUGAAAUCAACUCGAUUCAAGUCGCUACCAUUCUAUUGAUUGUGGCCUUUUUCUACGACAUUUUCUUUGUCUUUAUCACUCCCUACCUCUUCAAGGGGGAAUCCAUCAUGGUGACGGUCGCGACUUCCGGGGGUCCACCCAAGAAGGAUCCAUUGUGGUGUGAAAAAUAUCCAUCCGACGAGGACUGUCAAGGUGGUGAUCCACUUCCAAUGCUCUUUGCGAUUCCUCGACUAUUUGAUUAUCAAGGAGGGUCCAGCCUCUUGGGACUGGGUGAUAUUGUCUUGCCUGGACUAUUGCUGAGCUUUGCGGCAAGAUUCGAUGCCGCCAAAGCACUGGUCGGUAUUUCCAGCGGAGGUCAAGCUUCGGGGGUUAUUGAAUGCACUGGAAGUGCCGGUGGAUUCCUUGGCUCGGUCUCACAAGGACCCUACUUUGUUCCACUUGUCAUUGCAUAUGCCAUUGGAUUGAUGAUGGCAAACGUGGCGGUAUACGUCAUGGAAAUGGGACAGCCAGCACUACUGUAUUUGGUGCCCUGUACACUGGGAACCAUGACGUACCUUGGAUGGAAACGGCAAGACCUUCGGGCGCUCUGGGAGGGUCCAAAGGUUCUACAGUUGGCGGAUUCUAUUGUCUAUGGAACACCACAGUCAUCCAAUCCUUCACAGAUACCAAUGGAAGCAAUCAGUCAACGAGACGACAUGCCUGAAGACGGAAUCGAACGAGUACCCGCCACGACCGCCGUCAGCAACUCGGAAGCAGCAGACGACGAAGCCGGGCCACUAUUGACUUCGGCUUCUUCAAAGAGAAGUUUGGAUUGA